Messenger RNA from Suillus bovinus, 2739 nucleotides. RefSeq names its product Golgi complex component 7-domain-containing protein. Gene Ontology annotation, biological process: Golgi organization; intracellular protein transport; retrograde vesicle-mediated transport, Golgi to endoplasmic reticulum. The transcript has a single exon. Bases 111 to 2648 code for a protein of 845 amino acids. Gene Ontology annotation, cellular component: COG complex. The record is from RefSeq and is a predicted model, not a curated record. NCBI's taxonomy places the organism in Eukaryota, Fungi, Basidiomycota, Agaricomycetes, Boletales, Suillaceae.
UCCAGCAUAUCAGUCCACAGACGUGUAUAGCUGACGACUUUGCGUGAGCAUUAGAUCACCAUCACUGUCAGUGCAAACAACAAUUAUAAUAGACAUCAAAUCCAGCGUGUAUGACCUCCACAUCAGCAUCUGCACUUGUGCAAGAGCUAGACGACGCACCCGACGUACUCACAUGGCUUAACGACACACUCACACCACAAGACAAUCAUGUUCCACUCGCUUCUCUCGAGUCGCUGUUGGCAGACCUGCUGACCGCCACAGACCUCUCAGCAGUGACGACUUCAGCUGCGCUCGAACGCACAAUCGAUGAAGUGUCACACAGUGCUCCUCGUCUCACGUAUGAUCUCCAUUUUAUGCGUGAUGGUGCCCUCUCCCUACACUCUGCUCUUGCCACCGUCACUGCCCGUAUCCCAGCUGAAACGGGCACUUCUGCUGCUCUUGACAAGUUGCAAACUCUUGACACUGCAAAACGACGGAUGGAAGCUGUGAGGGAUGUACUGCGUGAAGCAGAGUCGUGGUCCAGCUUAGAGGCUGAAGUCACUGCAUUGCUAGCGGAACGGGCAUAUGACAAGGCUGCCGAGAGAUUGAGCGAGGCUAGCAGAAGUAUGCCUGUGUUUGCGGGAACUCCGGAGUAUGAGCCUCGUCGUGCGUUGAUGGUAUCCCUCCAAAACCAACUCGAGGCUGCCCUCAGUUCCGCGUUGGUCGGUGCAAUCAACUCGGGCGAUACGGCACUUUGCAGGAACUUCUACGGGAUAUUUUCCAACAUACAGAGGGAGAGUGAGUUCAGGAACUAUUACUUCGGGUCUCGGAGAGCAGGGCUUGUUGCUUUGUGGCAGAGCGAGGUUUUGGAAGACACGGAACCGUCAGUGCUGCCGGGACAGACGUUCAGCGCCUUCUGGGCAACUUUUUGCGCCAGUUUCCUAGCCGUCCUCAAUGCAGAGCGCACGUCUAUUCCCGCCAUCUUUCCUGAUCCUCAGAUCACGCUCUCAACAUUCAUUACUUCCACUUUGUCCAUCCUGCAGCCUUCGUGUCCUCAGCGUCUUGCGUCCCUCUUCAACACCACCGGUUCAUCUGCUCUCAAGGAUGUCAUAGCCAUCUACAAAACGACAGAGGAGUUCGCGGUGAGCACAAACAAAAUUAUGGAGAAAAUACAGUUCUCUGUUAUCCCUGCGGACAGUACUUUGGAUGGUCCUUUGCCUCCGAAGCACAUCCGCCGCCGGUCCAUGCGUAUGUCCAUGUCCUGGCGAUCGAAUUCGGCCACGAAUUUUUCACGGGCGCAGCAGUCAACACUCAAUGAUGUACUUGAUUGGGACCAAACACUCUUCCAGGCGUUUCUAGACUUUCAAGUCGACUAUGGAACACUGGAGCGGCGUAUCCUAUCUGAUGAGCUAUCCUUCGCCUCCACACUCACCCCUAACAAGAACUCAGGCACUGACCGAGCUCGCCUUCUUCGCGAGCGCGCGGUCGAUGUAUUUAGUGCCGCAGAGGAAAGCCUUGUACGCUGCAUGUCCUUCACGUAUGGAUAUGCUGCUCCAGGACUCAUAUCUGCAUUGGACUCGUCUCUCGCUUCAUUUGUUGACUCCUGGACCCAAUCACUGACUGAAAAUAUUUCUGCCCCCUCGGGUGUCCCAAUGGAAUCCGGAGAUGACCUCGCAGAUCUGGAUUACUCCCCGCAGGACUGGAGCAAUAUACAACUCGUCUUGCACCUCCUCGCAUCUACACGAGCGGUACUUGAUCGACUCAGAACUUUUGAGAGUAAGCUGCGAGCUGCACUCGUGCAGAUCGCCACAGCAUUCCGACUGGCACAGCACGAAGGCGGGGUGUAUACACCUGGUGCAACCAAGGGUGCUGGUUCGCUCCUGGCGCAAUCCUCUCUGAAUAGCGCAGCUUUGCAUGAUCUCUUAUCAUCCACAGAAUCCCAACCCCCUGUUCCACUACUCAUUACAACGCGGACAUCCAUUGCGUCCCUUGCCAGAGCCCUUCAGUCCUCCCUCCAGCAUACCCUUCUUGCCCCCUUGCAUGCACAUCUCUCAUCCUAUGCAUCCCUUGCGCUCUGGGCGGUACCGGGUGAUCCAAAGUCCAUGCGCACAACUGGUGAUUUGCACGUGCCUGUCUUUUCGCUUUCCCCUAGCGAUAUCGUUCAACACGUUGCGGAGGGGCUGUUGAAUCUCCCGCGGCUCUUCGAGGUAUAUGCAGACGAUGAUGCACUAUGCUUCUCGCUAAACACACUCCCGAAUGUUGAUGAAGCAUAUCUGAGCGGUCUGAGUGAACACAUGCAUGCCCAGUCUUCUGAGCUUGGGCACAACCGACGAGCUUCGCUCGUCUUGCCUCCCAAGCCGGUAGUGCUGAGCCCAGAGGCAGUUGCAGCAGCCUGGCUGUCCUCCCUCGGACAUUCUAUCCUAUCCCAUCUUACCAGCAGCGUCCUGCCGAAGAUCCGUACGCUUUCUGUUGCAGGAGCCGCACAACUCUCAUCGGAUCUUGGUUAUUUGUCGAAUAUUGUGAGGGCACUCAAUGUUGAGUAUGAGGAAUUGGAUAGGUGGAAAGAAUAUGUUGGGAUGAACGACGAGGAAGGAAGUCAGGUGGUUGUGGAGAAAUUACCUGGAGAUCAGGUGUUAGUGCUAGUAGCGAAGAUGAGAGGUUGGACAUGAUGAUGCUGAAGUUUCUUUUGCCUCUUGUCUCAACCAGAUGUAUGCUUAAGUCUAACUACAGAGAUGAAAAAUCCAGCUGAAAUGACGAAAU